This is a messenger RNA of Orcinus orca (killer whale), 2980 nucleotides long. RefSeq names its product U2 small nuclear RNA auxiliary factor 2 (gene U2AF2). Gene Ontology annotation, biological process: mRNA processing. Gene Ontology annotation, molecular function: pre-mRNA 3'-splice site binding; poly-pyrimidine tract binding. Gene Ontology annotation, cellular component: U2AF complex; nucleus; U2-type prespliceosome. NCBI's taxonomy places the organism in Eukaryota, Metazoa, Chordata, Mammalia, Artiodactyla, Delphinidae. The transcript is spliced from 12 exons. The record is from RefSeq and is a predicted model, not a curated record. Bases 952 to 2367 code for a protein of 471 amino acids.
CUCCGCAGCGGCCGCGCGCACCCUUCACCCCGCUGGCUGAUUUUGUCUCGCGCAACCUUCUUAGGCCCUCCGCAAGAUCAGCCCUUCUUUUCCUCCCCUUUCCCCACCCGGAGAGUCAGGUUCCGAGAGCCGGGACCCUGCCCCUUCUCCGUUUCCCUUCCCCUGACCCACCUCUCCUCUGUCCUCCCUCCCUUUACGGUUCCCGGAGCCGGAAGGAGCCGAAGUGCCGACGGAAAAAGUCGAAGCUAUCUCCCGUGAGUGAAGCAUUCCCGAAGCGGUGGCGGAAGGAGCCGAAGUUCUCCGAGAGGGGAGGAGGGUGCGCCUGGCAUCUUCGGAAAGAGCCGAAGUUUGGAAACGAGCUUAAUCUCUGGCUGGGUUUGAGGGCAAGCUCCGGAAGCCUUCGGAAAGUGACGAAGUCCGGGACGGUUAGGCUUGUCGGAAGUAGCCGAUUGCUUGGACAGGGCCGGCGGAGAAGAGCGGGGAGAAUCUGCGCAAGCAAAGACUGGGACAAUUUCAAUUUUCGGAAGAAGCCGAAUUCUUAGAGGGGGCUGGGUGCAGAGGAACGCGAGGAUCUACGGAAACAUCUGAACGUUGAAGAGCUAAUAUCCGAAAAGUUACGAAAACCUUGGAAGGCGGCGAAACCCUCGCUUCGGGUGUUUUCGGAAGCAGCCGUAGCUGCUGCUCCCGAGGCUUUCCUCUACGGUCCGGAAAUAGCCGACGCGUUUCGGAGCCAGGCCCGGGGGGGAGGGGCACCUCGCGGGCGCGCAGGCGGGGAGAGGGGCGGAGCUGGGGUGGGGCGGGCAGCCCGGGCUUGAUUAGGUAGGAGGCGGUGGAGCGCCGGCGGCGGCCGGAAGUAGCCGAAGCAAGCGGCGGAAGUAGCCGAAGCGGCCGGAGCGGGCGCGCGGCAAGGCGAGGCGAGAGCUCCACAGAGCCCUACGCGGCCGCCUCAGCAUGUCGGACUUCGACGAGUUCGAGCGGCAGCUCAACGAGAAUAAGCAAGAGCGUGACAAGGAGAACCGGCACCGGAAGCGCAGCCACAGCCGCUCUCGAAGCCGGGACCGCAAGCGCCGCAGCCGCAGCCGGGACCGGCGCAACCGGGACCAGCGCAGCGCCUCCCGGGACAGGCGGCGCCGAAGCAAACCUUUGACCAGAGGCGCUAAAGAGGAGCACGGUGGAUUGAUUCGUUCCCCCCGCCACGAGAAGAAGAAGAAGGUCCGUAAAUAUUGGGACGUGCCACCGCCCGGCUUCGAGCACAUCACCCCCAUGCAGUACAAGGCCAUGCAAGCUGCCGGUCAGAUUCCAGCCACCGCCCUUCUCCCCACCAUGACCCCUGACGGUCUGGCUGUGACCCCGACACCGGUGCCCGUGGUCGGUAGCCAGAUGACCAGACAGGCCCGGCGCCUCUAUGUGGGCAACAUCCCCUUCGGCAUCACUGAGGAGGCCAUGAUGGAUUUCUUCAACGCCCAGAUGCGCCUGGGGGGGCUGACGCAGGCCCCCGGCAAUCCCGUCUUGGCAGUGCAGAUUAACCAGGACAAGAACUUUGCCUUCUUAGAGUUCCGCUCAGUGGACGAGACCACGCAGGCCAUGGCCUUUGAUGGCAUCAUCUUCCAGGGCCAGUCGCUGAAGAUCCGCAGGCCUCACGACUACCAGCCCCUGCCUGGCAUGUCAGAGAAUCCCUCUGUCUAUGUGCCUGGAGUCGUGUCCACCGUGGUCCCGGACUCUGCCCACAAGCUGUUCAUUGGGGGCUUACCCAACUACCUGAAUGAUGACCAGGUAAAAGAGCUGCUGACAUCGUUUGGGCCUCUCAAGGCCUUCAACCUGGUCAAGGACAGUGCCACAGGGCUCUCCAAGGGCUACGCCUUCUGUGAGUACGUGGACAUCAACGUCACAGACCAGGCCAUUGCGGGGCUGAACGGGAUGCAGCUGGGGGAUAAGAAGCUGCUUGUCCAGAGGGCAAGCGUGGGAGCCAAGAAUGCCACGCUGAGUACCAUCAACCAGACCCCCGUGACCUUGCAAGUGCCUGGCCUGAUGAGCUCCCAGGUGCAGAUGGGUGGUCACCCGACUGAGGUCCUGUGCCUCAUGAACAUGGUCCUGCCUGAGGAGCUGCUGGACGAUGAGGAGUACGAGGAGAUCGUGGAGGACGUGCGUGACGAAUGCAGCAAGUACGGGCUCGUCAAGUCCAUCGAGAUCCCCCGCCCCGUGGACGGUGUGGAGGUGCCCGGCUGUGGAAAGAUCUUCGUGGAGUUCACCUCUGUGUUUGACUGCCAGAAAGCCAUGCAGGGCCUGACGGGUCGCAAGUUCGCCAACAGAGUGGUUGUCACAAAAUACUGUGACCCCGACUCUUACCACCGCCGGGACUUCUGGUAGAGGCGGCGGGGGAGGGCAGGGGCAGGGCUGGCUGGGGCUUCUCCCCCUCCAGCUCCCCCUCUUUUCCCCCUCUGAAGACGAUGGGCAGAGGAGUGACAGCCGAAUGACAGCCGGCAGCAACUGGAAUGGCACCGAUUAAGGGUGGGGGGGGUUGGGGGCGGGGAGGGGACGGGGGAAGUGCGCACACAGACCCACACAGACACAUGCACCCACAGACACAGAGGGAAGGGGUGGGGAGGGGGUGCACAGCAGGGCGGGGUCGGACCCCCACGGCCCUUCCCAGAAGUCUCUCUUCCCUUAUGCCCCCUUUCGCUCCCCUUCCCCACCGUAGAAACAUAGCGUGUUUAUAUUUUAUGGCCAAAUGAUUUUGAAUUUUGUUGUCCGGCCCCGAUACCCUGCUCUCCCCUUUCAGGACCACAGCUCCUGUCCCUUUUGGCCUCUGGUCCUCUCCACCGUGUCCUCCCUGGUUUCUUACAUAGUUGAUUCUCUCCUCUUUAGUCUCCCCAGACCUGCCCCCCACCCUGUGGCCCCUGUCCCUCUCCUACUCUCUGUGGCAGUUUCAUAUUUGCUAAGACGAAUUUGCUCAUUAAACAUUUUGUUGUAUUUUACUUUA